GCAACGGCCAAGCGACACCGCGACUGGUUAAUGGAAAUAAGGUCAUAGUCGAAGGGCCCUGAACCAAUGAAGGCUCAGAGUACGGGCGUCUCCGCGGGGGCACCGAAGGGUGGGGCCGGACUUCCGUCGUCGCCGUGGAGUCUUCAGGUUGCCCCUGGUGGGCGGGUCCUCAGGUGGCCUUUGGGACCCGGAGAGGAGCGCAAGGGAGAAGGGCUGCGCCGGUCACUACGCCUCUGCAAGCACUUGGCCCGCGGCUAAUGGCUCCUCUUUCCUGAGCCUCUGUUUUCCUGUAUGUGGGACGGACACAAGAGUUUCUACACCCCGCCUUCCUCCCUGGGUCCCGGGAGGCUGUUUCCAUAUCCUCGGGCGCAUUUUAUACCGGGAAAGACUGAGGCCCUGAGUGCGACUGUCAGCCCGCGGCCACCCCGCCCGGCGAGGGUGAAGAGGUUGGGAUGAGCCCUCAGGGCCCGUCGCUGUCGCUGCCUUGCAUGGCCCUGCCCAGCCCACAGGUUCCUCCCGGGCCGGCAGCCUCGCUGACGGAGCCGGCUCAGGUGAGUGGAGGGGGCCCAAGCGCUCACCAGCUGGACGUUCUGCCGUCGUGUGCCGGGAGAUCAGGCAUAGGGAGUGGUGGUGUCCUGGAUUCUUCGCCUACACCCCACCUAUUGGUCACCUGGCUCAGCUAUCCCAUUGUUGCAGAACCCAGUGACCUUCAAGGAUGUGGCCGUGUACUUCUCCAAGGAGGAGUGGGGAAUCCUUGACGCAGCCCAGAGACGCCUGUACCACAGUGUGAUGCUGGAGAACUUUGAGCUCAUGACCUCACUUGGUUGUUGGCAUGGAGUAGAAGACAAGGAGGUCCAUUCCAAGCAGGAUGCUGCUGUGGAAAGGGUGGUCAGGAUCCCUAGUGCAUAUCCUUCUACUCAGAGGGCUGACAAUUGUGACAUGUGUGGCCCAUUCUUGAAAGACAUUUUGCACCUGGAAGAACACAAAGCAACACAUCCUGAGAAGAGCCCCUAUAUAUGUGGAGCAUGUGGAAGAGAAUUUUGGUUUCGUGCAAACCUUCACCAGCACCAGAAGGGGCAUGAUGGAGAGAGGCCCUUUAGAUGGGACAAGAAUAGGGACUUAUUUAUGAGGAGCUCUGCAGUCUUCCUGUCAGAGAAGCCCUUCAUUUGUGGGGACAGUAGUAAAGAUACCUCAGACAGCCAUGAUCUCCUCCACUACUCAGCCAUUGACAGUAGUGGGAAGCUGUAUAGCACAGAGUGCAGGGAAGCCUUCCCGCACAGUUCUAAUCUUGGACAGCUCCCAGAAGUCCAUACCAUAGAGAAGUUCUUCAAAUGCAGUGACUGCGGAAAAGCCUUCCAGAAGAACUCCACCCUCCUCAACCACCUAAGGACUUACUCUGUAGAGACACCAUUUAGAUGCCCAACAGUUGAAAAUUCCUUAGAGGAUAAAUUAACCUUUGUUAAUCACCAAAAAUUUCACACUGCAGAAACAUCUCAUGUGUGUAGGGAGUAUGAUAAAGUCUUUAGUCAUCCAUCUAAACAGAGGAAGCACCAGAAAUUUCAUGCUGGAGUAAAACAUUAUGAGUGCAGUGACUGUGGGAAAACCUUUAGUCACAAACUCACACUUGUUCAUCACCAGAGAAAUCAUACAGGAGAAAGGCCUUAUGCGUGUAGUGAAUGUGGGAAAGCCUUCAAUAACAGGUCACAUCUCACUCGGCAUGAGAAAGUUCACACUGGAGAAAGGCCUUUUGAGUGCAGCAAAUGUGGAAGAGCCUUCAGCCAAAGCUCCAAUUUCCUUCGGCACCAAAAAGUUCACACCCAAGUAAGACCGUAUGAGUGCAAUCAGUGUGGUAAGGCUUUCAGCCGAAGCUCUGCUCUCAUUCAACACUGGAGAGUUCACACUGGUGAAAGGCCUUAUGAGUGCAGUGAAUGUGGAAGAGCGUUUAACAAUAACUCUAAUCUUGCUCAACACCAGAAGGUUCACACUGGAGAACGGCCUUUUGAAUGCAGUGAAUGUGGAAGAGACUUCAGUCAAAGCUCCCAUCUCCUUAGACAUCAAAAAGUUCAUACUGGAGAACGACCUUUUGAAUGCAGUCAAUGUGGGAAAGCCUUCAGCAAUAGCUCCACCCUUAUUCAGCACCAGAAAGUACAUACUGGGCAAAGGCCUUAUGAGUGCAGUGAGUGUAGAAAAGCCUUCAGCCGCAGCUCCAGCCUGAUUCAACACUGGAGAGUACACACUGGUGAAAAGCCUUAUGAGUGCAGCGAAUGUGGGAAAGGCUUUGCUCACAGUUCCAGUCUCAUUGAGCACUGGAGAGUUCACACAAGAGAAAGGCCUUAUGAGUGCAGUGAAUGUGGAAAAUUCUUUAGCCAAAACUCCAUUCUUAUUAAACAUCAGAGAGUUCACACUGGAGAAAGACCUUAUAAGUGCAGUGAAUGCGGGAAGUUCUUUAGCCGAAAAUCCAGCCUCAUUUAUCACUGGAGAGUUCACACUGGAGAAAGGCCUUAUGAAUGCAGUGAAUGCGGGAGAGCCUUCAGCAAUAACUCGCACCUGAUUCGUCACCAGAGAGUUCACACACAAGAAAGGCCCUAUGAGUGCAGCCAAUGUGGGAAAGCCUUUAGUGAAAGAUCCACGCUUGUUCGACACCAGAGAGUUCACACCAGAAAAAGGACUUACGAGUGUGGCCACUGUGGGAAAACCUUCAGCCGCCUCUGCAACCUUGCUCAGCAUAAAAGGAUUCAUACCUGAGUAGAGCCUUAUGGAAAUGGUUUUGUGAGAAAAUCUCCACCAGGUCAAACUUCAUGUAGCAGAAUACCCACAGAGAAAUUAUCUACAUGUACCACUAAUCUGCCUUUUCUGAGCAGACCAGGAACCUAGGCAGAGUUAUCUCUCCACUGGAGCAUAAACAUCUUUCCAGCCUGCUUGAAUCCAAAUAUUUGAAGCAAUCAUCUACAUAUACAAGGAAAAAAGAGCUACCUUCCUAGAAGGAAUCAGGAUUGUCCUGGGCCAAUUGGAGUGGCUUUAUUCCCAUUAUCACUGGGUUAGGGAAUAAACUGACCCCAUUCCAAUCAGCAGGCUUUGAGGGAUGUCCGGUUUGGGCUUCUCAGGAAGAUGCAUGUUCCUUAUGAAUGUUGUCAAGUCUGCAUGUAAUUCCAGUGAUGUGUCCAGUAAGCCCACAAAUCACCCUCCCCUGAAACCACUAAUCUUGGUCUGCUCAAUAUUGCAUAAUAAAGACAUUAUAAGACA
Messenger RNA from Manis pentadactyla (Chinese pangolin), 3243 nucleotides. RefSeq names its product zinc finger protein 132 (gene ZNF132). The transcript has 3 exons. The coding region runs from base 790 to 2745 and encodes 651 amino acids. The record is from RefSeq and is a predicted model, not a curated record. Gene Ontology annotation, biological process: regulation of DNA-templated transcription. NCBI's taxonomy places the organism in Eukaryota, Metazoa, Chordata, Mammalia, Pholidota, Manidae. Gene Ontology annotation, molecular function: RNA polymerase II cis-regulatory region sequence-specific DNA binding; DNA-binding transcription factor activity, RNA polymerase II-specific.